Neogale vison (American mink) is the source of this 1506-nucleotide messenger RNA. RefSeq names its product cytochrome P450 7A1. Gene Ontology annotation, biological process: cellular response to glucose stimulus; cholesterol catabolic process; cholesterol homeostasis. The coding region runs from base 1 to 1506 and encodes 501 amino acids. Lineage: Eukaryota; Metazoa; Chordata; Mammalia; Carnivora; Mustelidae. The record is from RefSeq and is a predicted model, not a curated record. Gene Ontology annotation, molecular function: iron ion binding; heme binding; cholesterol 7-alpha-monooxygenase activity. The transcript has 6 exons.
AUGAUGACCAUAUCUUUGAUCUGGGGGAUUGUUGUAGCAGUGUGCUGUUGUUUAUGGCUUAUUCUUGGAAUGAGGAGAAGACAAAUGGGUGAACCACCUCUGGAGAAUGGGCUGAUUCCAUACCUGGGAUGUGCUCUGAAAUUUGGUGCCAAUCCUCUUGAGUUCCUGAGAGCAAAUCAAAGGAAACAUGGUCACGUUUUCACCUGCAGAUUGAUGGGAAAUUAUGUUCACUUCAUCACAAAUCCCUUGUCAUACCAGAAGGUGUUGUGCCAUGGAAAAUACUUGGAUUGGAAAAAGUUUCACUUCAGUACUUCUGCAAAGGCAUUUGGGCACAGAAGCAUUGACCCAAGUGAUGGAAAUACCACUGAUAAUAUAAAUAAAACUUUCAUCAAAACCCUGCAGGGCGAUGGCUUGAAUUCCCUCACAGAAGCCAUGAUGGAGAACCUCCAACUUGUCAUGAGACGUCCGCUGGUAUCUAAAUCAAAGAUGUCUGCCUGGGUGACGGAAGGGAUGUAUUCCUUCUGCUACCAAGUGAUGUUUGAAGCUGGGUAUUUAACUCUCUUUGGCAAAGAUCUUACAGGGCAAGAUGCACAAAAAGGACUCAUUCUGAAUAACCUCGACCACUUCAAGGAAUUUGACAAAAUCUUUCCGGCUCUGGUAGCAGGCCUCCCUAUUCAUGUGUUCAAGACCGCACAUCACGCUAGGGAAAAGCUGGCAGAGGGCUUGAGGCAUGAGAACCUCGGAAAGAGAGACCGUAUCUCAGAACUGGUCAGGUUUCUGAAUGACAUGCUUUCCACCUUAGACGACAUGGAUAAGGCUAAGACACACCUUGCUAUCCUCUGGGCGUCCCAAGCAAACACCAUUCCGGCGACUUUCUGGAGCUUAUUUCAAAUGAUUAGGAGCCCUGAAGCAAUGAAAGCUGCUACUGAAGAAGUGAAUAAAACACUAGAAAAUGCUGGCCAGAAAAUCAGCUUUGACGGCAGUCCUAUUUGUUUGAAUCAAAUGCAACUGAAUGACAUGCCCGUGUUAGAUAGCAUCAUCAAGGAGUCUCUGAGGCUUUCCAGUGCCUCCCUGAACAUCCGGACUGCCAAAGAGGACUUCACUUUGCACCUCCAGGACAGUUCCUAUAACAUCCGCAAAGAUGACAUCAUAGCUCUUUACCCACAGUUGAUGCAUUUCGAUCCAGAAAUCUACCCAGACCCUUUGACCUUUAAAUACGAUCGAUAUCUUGAUGAAAAUGGGAAGACAAAGACCACCUUCUAUAGUAACGGAGUAAAGUUAAAGUAUUACUACAUGCCCUUUGGGUCAGGAGCGACAAUUUGUCCGGGAAGAAUAUUUGCUGUCCAGGAAAUCAAACAGUUUUUGAUUCUGAUGCUUUCCUAUUUUGAACUGGAGCUUGUGGACAGCCAGGUUAAAUGUCCCCCUUUGGACCAAUCCCGUGCAGGCUUGGGCGUUUUACCACCAUUAAAUGAUAUUGAGUUUAAAUAUAAAUUCAAACAUUUGUGA